Messenger RNA from Ceratitis capitata (Mediterranean fruit fly), 3559 nucleotides. RefSeq lists its product as uncharacterized. The record is from RefSeq and is a predicted model, not a curated record. The transcript is spliced from 4 exons. The coding region runs from base 922 to 2985 and encodes 687 amino acids. NCBI's taxonomy places the organism in Eukaryota, Metazoa, Arthropoda, Insecta, Diptera, Tephritidae.
AGUGUACAAGAGCUGGCGUAUGUCACUGAUAUUAACUCAUUGAUCAUUGUCCUCAAUAACCAAACCGUUAGUUCUUUUUUCUCCAGAAUGGAUAAGGAAGUGAAGUGUAUGGGUCUUGUAAUGAACGAGAACAGGGCGCGUCUUUGCGUCUUGGCUUCCACGUCAUUGUUGACAGUCAAAACUUCGAAUACAUACAUAAUUUCGUCUACAUUAGAACCAGCAACAACACUAAUAACAAUGUCAGCUUUAGAAUCCACCGCAGAAUCGCUAUUUCUAACAGAUCCUACCUUGGCUUGAGUAGCCAAUUGAAACAUUAUUAAAUCUUUACAUUAAUAGGCCUCAAGUUUUUGUAUGAUUUGAAAUCUAGUAAAUCUGAAUUGAAUCGUACACCUCUGAAUAAUGGACUUGGACUGCUGUGCAUUUGCAGCAGUUGCAACUUAUACAAAUAAGUCCAACAUCAUUGAGGGUAUGGGUAGACAGGUGCCGUGGUAUCCGCUAUGUGCGUGUGAAUCUCUGACUUGCACAGAUGAUCUAGAACAUAUUCCUCCAAGGGGCUCUUGUGGAAAAGAAAUUGUCAAAAUAGACGGUGAAAAUAGUAUAUAAAUAUAUAUAGUUCAACUCUCCCAGCUCAUCCAAGGCUCACUUACGUGAGUGAAAGCUAAGAAGAUGUUCUAGAGCUUUUAUGAGAGUCUUCCGUUCCGCGUAUUUAUGCAGAGAAUAAUGACGUUGGAACCUCUUUCUUUUACUGAAAGUGUUUUGGAUCCCUAAAUUUUAGAUUACAGCUUAAAGCUAAAAUAAAAAACUCUACUUAGAAAAUAGUACACAGACUAUUAUAUACGAAUAGUGCGAGACGGCAGACGUAGACGAAGUAGCGGUAGUGGCAGUGGCAGCGGCAGCAACAGAAAAGCAACAACUACUCCAAUGAAGGCGACAAUAACGUAUUCACCGCCUAGCUUGAAUUCGUAUCAAAAUGUUCCUCAUGCAGAAUGCACAACAACAAAAACAAAGACAAAGAUAAAAACAGUAAAAAAUAGAGUAAGAUAUGUGGAAGUGGUAGAAAGCGAUCAGGAGGACGAAAGCAACACAAACAUCAGCCAUAGUGGUUACAGUCACAACGAUCCCAUUGCAAUCGACAGCGACGGCAGGAGACAGCGAUGGAGGCACAAUUAUAGCAACAAUGACAGUGAAACAAGAGGAGUUGCCUCUAGGGGUGACAGCAUGAGUGCGAAUCUGAGAAGCAAUUGCUGUCAACGUGAACAUAAAAAUUAUCGCAAACAUGUGAUGUGCCCGCAACCGAACCAAAGCGGUAAUAGGGACAACGACGACGUGGAGGAAGAUAACCACAAGUUGAUGAUGGUAACGACGUUGCAGCCAACGUCUGUCACAAACGUGCGGGAACGUCGCCAAUUACAAAAUUCACGCGACUAUACCGUAAUUUUAGCGGCGCAAGUCAAGACAUCAACUAGAAGAUUGAAGAGGAUGUGUGAUGAUAUUGUAGCAACAACAGUGCAGCAGCCACAAUUAACAAAUGAGUCAGAAAUUAGUGGUACGGCAAAAUCGACUAUUGAGCAAGGCAUAUGGUAUGAGUCAACAACAAAGAAAGGUGAAAGCGUACCUGCAACAGUAGGCGACUUAAAUGACUCAAAAUCCAGCUCAGAGGAAAGACUGUCGACAUCAGAGAUAUCAACAACAGCGACGUCACCAACAUCCCUGUCACCUUCGUCAGCAUCAUUAUCAUCAUCAGCAUCACCAUCGCCACCGUCAACUUCAACGGUCACCUACACAUCGUCUAACAGCAUAUUGAAGACGAAGCCACCACCACCACCCCCUUGCCUAGCGGAUAAUUUUAGUUUAAGUAAGAAAAGACAAUUAGUUAUGCCAAUUGAAGAGCAGAAUAAUAGUUUAGGAAAUCAAGUUGUUGGUACGCAACCAUUGAAUGAGUUGCCGGUAGUGAAACGACAACAAACAAGCACUGAAAUGACAAAUGCGACAACGCUGCAAAUCCAAGCACAAGCACAAAUACAAAGACGUUGCAGUAGAAUAUUGUCGCGACCCACUUGUACAUCGCUGAGAGUGGGCAUAGAAGAGGCGUUCAAAUUUCUCGCCUCUACAAUCAAUGCUAGGAAAAAUGAAUUGGUGACUGGGGUCGCCCACACAAAGGCGUUGGCGCAUAGUCUUGCUGGGGCUGCUAUAAUAGGAAAUUCACAUACAACGACAACAAGAACAUUACACACAUUAGACUGUAGGUGCUUUAAGGAAAAUAGUGAUAUUUGUAUGGUUGCUGAUAAUAAGUUAGUUGUGGAUGGUGGUGAUGCUGAAACAUAUAGUGGUUUGGGUGCGGAAGAAAGUGUCGGAUGCGGCUUGGCGGUGUAUGACGAUAGACAAGUGGAAGAAAGUCAACCACACCGCUGUCAAAUACAACGAUACAAUUUCCUUUCUGUGUUACCACUUUUGUUUCGGAAGAACGUCUGCUCUUUGGGCGUAACGGAUGUGUCUAAGAAUCUUAUGAUUUUAUCGUUGCUUGUGUUGACUAUAGUUGCGCCGGCACACUGCUGGACAGGACGGUCAGAUGUUCCAACGAAUUGCACUUUUCCCGCACGUUGGGAAGGUUCAUGGUUCCUAUCUGGCUACCAACAGUCCAUACAUAUAAAAGGCUCCCAAUUCAGUUAUCGUGGUAAAUGUGCGGCUUCGGAUGGUAACAAAUAUUUGAUUGUUGACGAGAAAGGAUGUCAUCGGUGCCUGGUUAUCUAUGAAAAACAUAAAAAUGUUCUUCAAUAUAAAGAAAGUGAGUGCGAAGGUGAUAGUAUGUAUAUGCAUCAAACGAAUCCAUCUGCCAUGGCGAUGCGUAGCGUUUUAAAACAAAGCGAACAUAGGGGGGGAGCUCAUCCCAAUUUGAACAACAACAACAACGGGCAUUCAAGACUAUCCUCAUCGGAUCAGUAUAUAAUGAGAUCCUAUGAUGAUAUGAAUGAUUGUAAGCAUUAAUUAAUUUGCGUUUUUUGUUUUGUUCCUAGUUUUCUAGUUAUCGUUAUGUUUUUGGUUUUAUUUUCUAUUUCCCAUUUAUUUUAAAUAUUUAAAGUCACUCUCUAGCUAACUACUACUCAACUAACUAUCUAUCUGUCUGCCACAUUUUAAUAUUGUUUUUUUUCACCAUCAAAAAAAAACAUAACAUUUUUGCAAACGGUUUUUUUUUGUAUAUACAUAUACGAGUAUAUUUUCUGUUCGUAUUUGUGUUACUACAUAUAAUUUGUGAAUUAUGUUUGUUCGGUUAUGUAUUUAUGUUUAAUUUUUAUUAUAUAUUUGGAUAUUUUUCUAUGAUAAUAUUUAUGUUAUUAAUUUUCUGUACAUUUCUGUGUUGUCUCACCCGAUUUUGUUUGUUUUACCUUUUUUUGUGAUAAUUAUAUAAAAAUCUUCUGAUUUAUUGCACCCGUUUUGGCGACGUUUCAUUCUUAGGUUUAAUGCAAAUAGUUUCAGUUUACUAUUAAGCUCAUUUCAUUCAAGCAAUUAUUAAUUGCAUACAUACAUAUUUAUGGGCAUAACGUUAAACGUUUUGAAAAGA